Harpia harpyja (harpy eagle) is the source of this 12333-nucleotide messenger RNA. RefSeq names its product tubulin tyrosine ligase like 5 (gene TTLL5). Gene Ontology annotation, biological process: protein polyglutamylation; microtubule cytoskeleton organization. The transcript is spliced from 34 exons. NCBI's taxonomy places the organism in Eukaryota, Metazoa, Chordata, Aves, Accipitriformes, Accipitridae. The record is from RefSeq and is a predicted model, not a curated record. Gene Ontology annotation, cellular component: cilium. Gene Ontology annotation, molecular function: tubulin binding; tubulin-glutamic acid ligase activity. Bases 349 to 4347 code for a protein of 1332 amino acids.
UCCUGGGGCUGCCGCAGGCCGCCGGGCCCGGUCACCGCGGGGUAGGCCGGGCCCUAGCGGCCCCUCCGCUCGCCGCCGGGCCGGAGGGCUGUUCCCGGGCUGGCGGAGGUGUUACAGUGUCCGGCUGACCCCGGGCGGCGGGGGAGUCUCGGCGCCGGGGAGAAGCAGGCGUUUCCCGCUGGGCCGGGCCUGGCCAGCCUGGUGCGGUUCCGCGGCCGGAGGCGAGGCGGGGCAGGGCAGGGCAGGGACGCGCUUCAGCGGUAACUGCUCUUGCAAGAUUCCUUGAAUCUGCAGGAAGGAGUGUCAGAGGCUGCUGAGACUUGGGCUGUAUGAAAACUCCCAGAGGAAAUGCCAGUUGGGAUGGCUCGAGAUCUGGAGGAAACUGGCUCAUCCUCAGAGGAGGAGGAAGAAGAUAUUGGGCUGGAGGGUCAUCCAUGUAUCAAGUGGACCGGUGGCGGCUGCAGGCGGAUCCCUGUCUUGGUGUUUCAUGCUGAAGCCAUUCUGACCAACGACAGCUACCUCCGCCUAAUUGGAGAGCGCUACCACUUGUCCUAUAAGAUUGUGCGAACAGACAGCCGUCUGGUUCGAAGCAUUCUGACUGCCCAUGGAUUCCAUGAGGUGCACCCUAAUAGCAGCAAUUAUAAUCUCAUGUGGACAGGAUCACACUUGAAGCCCUACUUGUUGCGUUCCCUUACAGAUAUUCAGAAAGUCAAUCAUUUCCCUAGAUACAGCAUCUUGUUUUGGGACUUCAGGUCAUAUGAACUCACACGGAAGGACAGACUAUACAAGAACGUCAGUCGUAUGCAGCUGGCCCAUGGAUUCAAGACAUUCCAUAUCUUACCUCAGACCUUUAUCCUGCCAACAGAGUACCAGGACUUCUGCAAUACCUAUUCUAAGGACAGAGGCCCAUGGAUAGUGAAGCCCGUGGCCUCUUCCAGGGGUCGAGGUGUCUACCUGAUAAACAAUCCAAACCAGAUUGUCCUGGAAGACAACAUCCUGGUUUCUCGUUACAUCAGCAACCCCCUGCUCAUAGACGAUUUCAAAUUCGAUGUACGCCUCUAUGUUCUGGUUACAUCCUAUGAUCCACUUGUCAUCUAUCUCUACGAGGAAGGAUUGGCCAGGUUUGCAACAGUGAGGUAUGACCAGGCAUCCAAGAACAUUAAAAACCAGUUCAUGCAUCUGACCAACUACAGUGUCAACAAGAAAAGUGGAGAUUAUGUCAGCUGUGAUGAUCCUGAAGUAGAGGAUUAUGGAAACAAGUGGAGCAUGAGUGCAAUGCUGAGGUACUUAAAACAAGAGGGGAGAGACACUGCAGCACUGAUGGCCAAUGUGGAGGACCUGAUUAUCAAGACUGUAGUUUCUGCUGAGCUGGCCAUAGCCACAGCCUGUAAAACUUUUCUUUCACAUCGUGGCAGCUGCUUUGAGCUGUAUGGUUUUGAUGUCCUUAUUGAUGACACUCUCAAGCCCUGGCUAUUGGAAGUGAACCUAUCCCCAUCAUUGGCCUGUGAUGCUCCUUUGGACCUGAAGAUCAAAGCUAGCAUGCUCUCAGAUAUGUUCACUCUUGUAGGCUUCGUGUGCCAGGAUCCAGGCCAGCGGUCAAGCCGCGCCAUUUAUCAUUCAUCUGAAUCUGUCAGGAGAAAUCCAUACCAGAAGCUGCAGCGUCCUGUGUCUGCGCAGUCGCAAACAGCAAACACCAGGUUGCGUACCCGUCCUCUGUCUGCCAGUGAUGCUGAAAUUAAAAACCCACUGCCCUCAGGCAGGGAAAAAGCAACAGGAAGGCAAGGCAGCUCUGUGCUAGGUCUCUCCAUGGAGGAGAUAAAAGUUCUUCAUCGAGUGAGAGAGGAGAAUGAACGGAGAGGAGGCUUCAUCCGGAUAUUCCCUACCCCAUUAACGUGGGACCUUUAUGGAUCCUUUUUAGAGCACAAGACAUCAAUGAACUACAUGCUGGCUACACGUCUGUUUCAGGACAGGGGCAAGACGAAAAGAGACUUCAUCACUGGGAGAUCCCGAGCAGGUCUUAAUGGAAGGCUGGAUAUGAGGCUGGAAGCUGUAGACUCUCAUGCUCUCUUUUAUGAGAGAAAGCUUGUUUCACUGGAGUUACGGAAGCGCCGGCGAUGUCAUGGCAAGGCUAGAGCAGCACGGACAAGAUCAUCAGGGGCAUCAGAAACAACAAAGCUGUCCCUCAAGUCAGAUGCACAAGGUGAGGAGGAAGAGGAGGUGGAUGCAGGUGAAGAUGAAGAGCUAGAUAGAACUGUUGGCUCUCUUUCGGACACCCAGGUGAAAAGCAAGCCAAAGCUGUCUGACUUGGUGAAAACUGCUUGUAAGGAGAGGUUGCCAGAAAAACUCGACAAGAAAACUGGAGAUGGAGGAGAGCCGUUCCUUCAAAAAACAGACUCAGGAUCUCAGUUUAACUUGCUGCAGAUUCUUCAAAAACAUGGGAAUCUGAGCAAAGUGCAAGCUCGCAGGGCUUUCUCUGCCUAUCUACAGCAUGUUCAGUUGCGACUGAUGAAGGAGGCUGGUGACCAGAUCCAGAAUCCCACCUGGGCUGCCAAAGAGGAUGAGCAAAUGGAGCUUGUGGUACGCUUUCUGAAGCGAGCUGCCAGCAAUCUUCAGCAGUCCUUGAGGAUGCUACUCCCCAGCCGUCGUUUAGGACUAAAUGAUCGUCGUCGUAUCCUGGCUCACCAGCUGGGCGAAUUCAUAAUCUGUUAUAACAAGGAAACGGAGCAGAUGGUUCAGAAACGACCAAAAAAGAAACAGGAAGAGGAGGAGGAGGGAGUGAAUCCUGAAGGUUUUCAGAACUUUAUUACCAGAGCAAGUGAAAGUGACCUGGAGAAAGUGCUGACAUUUUACACACACAAAAACAAGUCAGCAGGUGUCUUCCUAGGAACAAAUUCCACAAGCACAAAACCCAGCAACACCAGGAACCAGUCAGAGAAACACCCUCAAGGGGAACAUCCUGACAUGGUGAAAAAAAUAAAAGGUGAUCAGCCCCAAAAUUCAGUUGCAGAUCUGCCUGCAGGAGGAGCAUUAAAAGGCUAUAAACUCAAAGAAGUCAAAUCAACCUUUCCAGAAGGACCCACCUUCUCCUUAAAUGCUGAAGUGAAAUUACCUCAGUGCGGCCCUCCUAGUGCUUCUUCAUCUGUUACUGGUGCCACGUUCCAGAGAAGUACCAGUUCCUGGAUACCAGCUCAGCCUCCAGCCUCUGAAAAUUCACAGGUGCCUGGUCACCAUUCAUUGCCAGCUCCUCUGGUUGGUCCCAGGCUGAUUCAGUCCCCAUCCCCACUACCAUUCUUGCAGAGCACAGCUCCUGACAGCUCUUCUGCCUUCACAAACCCAGUGUCCAGUGAGGCCUCUAGCCUUGCAGGGUUACAUCGUUGUCAUUCUGGUAGCUACACCAUUGGCCCAUUCUCAUCUUUUCAGAGAGCUGCUCAGAUCUACAGCCAAAGAUUGUCCCGACCAUCCUCUGCAAAAGUAGGUUUGUGCCAUCGUAGUCCAAGUGCGCAGCGUGUGGGCUCAGCCAGGAUGUACAAAGAUGCAGAAGAUACUUCUUCCCAAGGCAAACGUUAUAGCCCCAGUAUGGUAGCAGCAGAACUGCAGCAGCUGGCAGAAAAGCAAAUGGCCUGUCAGUAUUCCCCACCAAGCCACAUCAGUAUCCUUACACAGCAGUUAACAAACCUGAACUUGGCAAGUGGAGCUAUAAGCAAGGGGAAAGGAGCUGCCCCACAGAGCUACCGGUCACCACUUAACAAAAGAGGGUCAUUGUGGGCUGUUCAGUCAGACACUCAUAUAGCUGACAAAAAAUCUGUCUCUUCAGCAGUCAGGGCUCCAGAGAAUCAUCAUUUUGCCUGGGACAAAGAGAUGGAGAACAGUGUCUACAAGAAGGUGACACAGAGUCCGCUGGCACAUCCCAACUAUCAGCUCCAUUUUGCUGUGCAGCAACUUCAGCAGCAGAAACUUCAGUCACGACAGCUGUUGGAGCAAAGCCAAGCCCGGCACCAGGCUCUCUUUGCCAGCUACUCACAAUCCAGCACCAGCCAUAUAUCUAUGCCAGCUGGCUCUAAUGCCUGCAAGACAUCAAGUGCCACUUCUAGUAUCCAGAAGGCAGCCAGUUUGCACAAAGUGAUGCCAUCCCAGAAUACACCUUCUCAGCUGGUUCCAAAGCCUCCAGCCAACCACAGGCAGGCAGCGGUCAGAAAGGCUGCAGCCCAGAGGAUUUCCAAGGUGACAUCCACUGAAAGGCAACUGAAUGGAUUCCAGAACAGCCUUCACAGUGCUGCAUCCUGUGAGCCAGGGACAAAUUCCACAGCCUCUGCUCGCAGAGAAGGACCGACACUGAACACCAGGUGAGGAAUCCAGGCUGAUGCUUCAAGUAUAGGACAAAGGAAAAAAGCAGCAGUGACUUCAUACCACCAUGCUCCCGUAACACCCAGGAAAGAGUGAAAAGGAGGCCCUGGUUAGAGGACAACCCACUGAGGAGAGUACAUGAACAUCUGUGGAAGCUGGCAAUACACCUGCAAGCUGAGGUGAAUGAUUGCCUCUGAGAGCUUCUGCUGCUGAGUCUUGGGGUCCCUUCCUCCCACCUCUUCCUGAUCACUAACUGUGAGAUCUUUCUAGAAGACGCAGGUCCUCCAGCUGUCUGUAUUGUUCCUAAGGUCCAAAUUUGAACAUAAAGUCUCAUUUGCCUAGCCAUUUCAGUCUGUCCCAGUCUGGUAACAGCUAAGAUUCUCUGCUGUCAUUACAUGGCAACCAUCACAGAGAAAAAUAUUGGAACAUAUGACUGGAGACAUUCGUGUUGGUUGCCAUCUUGAAUUUUGGCACAGAGCCAUAGAAAUUAUUGGUUUGAAUAAAGUAAUUUAAUCUGGUUUUUUUGGUUAUAAUUUCGGUUGUGAAUUCACACCCCCAAAAUAUUUGCUGUCAUUGUAUUGGACAGGAUUUAAAAUCCAUCUUUAUGUUUUACUGUUGGAUGCUUAUGUUCUGUGUGGCUUAUUUUUGUAUUUUGAUUUCUGUUUGUUUAGGCUUUAUAAACUUUUUGGCUGAUGUUUUCAGACUGAAGCUUGAACCCUAGGGCCCAGGUGGCUCCUAUCAGUUGCAAUAGUGGCUUGAUGAAGCACUCCAGUUAAAAUUUGCCUACCGCUAUGAAAAUUAAUUUGCUUGUGUUAGAAAACAUCAUCAGCAUCUGGAAAAUGUAUUGGAGAGAAAAUCCACACAUCCUUAAAAUGAACAGGAAGCAGCUUUAGCUCUGGCUCUUUGUUGGUGCCAGGUUAAAGGAAAACUCAGUAUUUUGCAACUUCUGCCUUGUAAAAUAGCAAGUGUUAUGAUUGUAAUUCUCAAAUGGUACAAAAUCUCCUGUUGUCUGUAUUGGAGCCCUCAGAGAUUGGAUUCUAACAGCCUGUUUGAUCUGUUUUCUUAUUCCACAGCUCCCCUGUCAUUUCUAACCUGUAUAGUCAGUGUUAAGAGAUCAUUCUCGUGUGUUGGCAAGUAGAUAAUGAUCAACCCAAAUGGCUGAUAGAAGAAACAGUGUCAGAGGGGGAAAGUGUUUUCUCUGGAAAUGAUUGUGUUCAUGUUCACUCUUGAAUUGUGCAUAUUUUCUGUCAUUCAAGACCAGAUAAAUUGUGAGAAGAUGAAAUAAUUAUGUUCAUACCCCGUUGGUUGCGCUAUCGCUUGCUCCAGGCAUGAAUCCAUAGGACAGAACGUGCAUUUUUCUAUUUUUGUUCCACUUACACAUACGACAGACAUUGAAUACUUCAUUUGUCCAAAAUGUGGUUCUCUGAUGUAGCUGUUCCCUUUCUUACUUCAUUGGCUUAUAUUUCAUUUCCUAGACAGUCAUGAUCAUGUUCACUUUCUCUGCGUUUUUCAGCUGUGUUCUUCAAGAAUCUCCAUAUCAUAUGUCUGUUGCCUGUGCUGGCAUCAUAUAUCAUCAGUGACCAAGAGAUUUGUAAAAUCUUGUGAAAUUACUUUCAGAUCAUGUCCCUUCUGUCUGUAAUCACUGAAUUCCACCCAUGGAUCUCCAAGACAUGUUCCUACUGGUGCAUCAAGUUGUUGGCUCAUGAUUAGUGAAAAUUUAGUUGCAGAAGUUGUUACUUCAAACUUCUGCACAUCCUCAGCAGCUGCGGGCUUCAAGACCUUGGGUCUGUCUUCUCAUAGCCUAAUCUGCUUAUGUGUGGUAUUGGUUAUAGCCUCCAGCUCUGUUCCAGAACUGUCGGAGGGGCUAUUUCCCUAUAAGAUUUGGCUUCAGUAAAUAAUGGAUUCCAUUCCUUUCUUCCUCCCAGGGGAUCUGAGUUAUCCUUAUUCCACUGGGUUUCAUGUGCAGGAUCAAGUUGCUAUAGGAUAUACAUCCUUGUGGAAUUCUCAUCUCUGUUUUUAUUCUCUUUAGUUUCUUCAUUCACGUUGUCACAGCCACCACUGAAAACUAUAAGAGAGGUUUGGAGGAUAGAGAUUUAAAUGCACAGUUAGCCCAGGAGAGGUGAUUGUCUUCAGAGGAUCAUUGGCAGCAUUCUUACAUCUUCGGCAAAUUACCAGUUAGUGCUGGCUUAUUAUGAACAUAGGUUAAUUGUUGUGUCAUGUUUGCCAGUCUCCCACCCACUCAUUUUGGGAACAUGACUUGUAUUCAGUUAUAGCCAGCAUGUUUUCUGAACUUCUUUGCAUUGCACGUUAGAUGUAGCCACAGCACAUCUGUAACUGUGAUGACUUAGUAGCAGUGUAUCAGACAUCUUGUCUCUAAGAUUUUUGAAAUAUUCAGAGAAAUGCACAUUGCAGUCUAAGACCCUCAUUUCAAAGGCAUGAAUUUUGUCAGCUUCAGGAGCAGUGAAGUCCUGCAUCUUUUGUUUCUGGAAAAUUUUUCUUCUGCUUCCAACAAAUAAAAAAAAAAACCCCAGGGAUAUCAAGACUGGUCCUUUACCUGAAGCCAAACACCUAGACCUUGAACUACUGUUCAGCCUCAGGAUCUAUUAGGGCAGCCUGAGCAUCAAACGAAAUAGCAGUAUUCCUUUGCCUUGGGCUUCUGCUGAUCCCAACUCUGACCACAAAUGCUGUUACCUUGGGAGCAUGUGCAAUAGAGAAUCAGGAACAAAUCCUGCGAUUCUAGCCUCUUGUUUUUGCCAUCACCCUGUAUGCCUCAGCCUGGAGUCCAUGUAUGUGUUUGUGCGUGGUGGAUACUGUGUACUGAAGGAUAACAUAUGUAUUUUGUCUCUUUACAGCUCUGCUACCUCCACGUCCGUCCCUUUUCAAAAACCUCUCAGAGACUGCUUCAGUUAAGAGAUUCAGUGGGGAGAAUAGAACUGUUUCCCACACAGCUUGGAGAGAAGGCAUUUUACAGGAAGUGUUUUCUAGUACAAGGGAGGAAUGGAGGAUAGCAAACCAUUUUGGAUUUAUAAUAGUUGCACAUGAGGGGAGUACAAUUAUAUACGUGCUCCUCAAGUGGGGAUUAGUUUGUCUCUGCUUUUAUGACAUUUACUUCCCUGUAUUCAUCAGUGAGUUUCAUUGAAAGCGCCUUUGUUUACUGUGAGAAAAGAAAAAUUACUAAUAGAAAGCCCCAACAGUCAUUCAGCAUCUACUUCAGUUGUGAGACUGGAUAAUGUAACCAAGGGGUCCUCAUCUUCUCUCCUACUCUGUGAUGUAACUUCUAAGUUAAGGAGCCUGUUCCAAUGACAGAGAAUCAGGCUUGUUAGUCUUGAAAAGAGUAAGGUCCACAUCAGAGUCCUGGAGGCUGAGGUAAUGCAGAGUUCAUACAAGCAUUUUGUGCUGUGUUUAGGUGAUGACCAUACCAUAACAUAAAAAUUAAGGGAGGGAUAUUAGAUUCUCUCCUCUCUAGAAGCAGCUGACUUGUACUCAGUAUGUGAAGUAUUAACUUCACUUUUACAUGGUUCAUCUUGGCCUUUAAAACAGCCUCACAAGUCGUGUGAGUGCCAUCAGUGGGAGGUGGCACUAGAUAGACCAUUUAGUCUUGGGUGCCAACGAGACAUACAGAAAUUUCAGUUCUCAAGACUAGAUAUGCUCUUGGACAAUCAUGGUUUGUUGGAAAUGCUCCUCAUUAUGAUGCCUGGAAGGUCAACAUACAUAUCUCUGAUACUGGUUCCACGCUAUGGCAGGAGGUUUUGUUAUCAAGACCUUUGUUUACUAGUAGGAAUCUCAAUGCUGUGCCUCUUCCUCAUACCGGAAUAUGGAUGGUCUCCGUGUGCAUGGAGUUGAAUGGCUGGCAGUGCUGGACCAUUCCUCUUCUUUACCUGUGAAGGAGAUCAUCGACUUAUAGGUGAGUUGACAGAACAGACUGGAUUCUCAGCUUGCAUUUUUUUCAGGCCUGUACCUUGUACUAAUACAACAGUUCCAGUCAUUUUGGAUUAUUUGCUGGAAACAAAAUUAGCCUGGCUCCUGACUUAUUUUUGUUAAGGUUUACUUGAUCAAACUGCCAAGGACUUUUUUUUCCUCAGUCAGUCCUGCAUUUGCUGCUCAUAUUAAUCUUGGGCUCACUGUUUGAAUCUGGAUGGGUUAUUUGCAGGUGUUAAAAUAGUUGGAUUUUUUUUGGUUGCAGAAAGUAACUGGCUGAUUGAUCCUCUUUGUACUAUUUCCUUUCUGAACACAUUAUUCCUGUGGAUCUGUCAUGAGUUUCUUCAGAAGGAAGCUUCUGAGCUUUACUUAAACCUGGGACUUGACUUCCUUUUCUUCUUUCUAGAACCUCUUGUUUCUAGAGCUAAGACAUCCUUGUUUAUGCCAAACAUCAGGGGGACCUUAUUUUAUCUUUGCAGAAUCAGAUCAGUCAAACAGUCCUUGAGAUUGGCUAUACCAAGAGCACUAAACUUAACAUUCAUAGUUCUCUUCAUACAGAAAGUGGUUAACUGGAAAAGAGAUGGUCAAAGAGGAGUGUAAGGGAGAAGGUGAAAAAGGAGUAAUUGUUGACAGCCUUGCCCACUAGAAGAAGUAGGAGCAUCAAAUGAAAUUAGCAGAUAACAAAUUAAAAGAAGAAAAAAAAAAACGGGGGGGGAGUGCGUGCGAUUUUUUUUUUUUCACAGUGUGUAAUUCACCCAUGGAACUCCUUGUCACAAGAUGUUGUGGAUACAAAAAAGUGUUUGUGGUUUGAAAAGACAAGUAGACAAGUCCAUGAAAAAGUGAUCUAUUAGGGCAUAUUAAAUAUUAAAACUAAAAAACAAGCAGGAAGUUUCUAAGACCUUUUAAGUGACUAUUCUGGGGAAGUAUCACAAUGGGCUUUUGCAAUUUUUAGCUUGUCUAUCAAGCAUGUGCUGUCGACCACUGUCAGAAACGAGGGGUGGGCUAGAUGGUCUUGUAGUCUGACUUUGUAUGAAUGUUUUAUUUUGACAGUUGCAGUACAGCCUACUAGAACAGCCAAGGCAAAGCUGCCUUCCAGGACAGCGGCAUGUUCCACCAGAAUUCAGUCUGGGUUUUCUAAGAAAAGUCUCCACUGCUGACAUCUGCCAAUUUGUCACAUGCAGCUUGUCUACACCUUCGCCUGGGUGGGCACUAUAUAUUGCAGAGGCUUUCAGAAUGAUGAAGCUCUUAAAAGAGCAUAAAGGACACCAAGAUCCACCUCUAGAUAGUUGUGAUUUUGGGGGAAAGUAGGUUGCUCUAUGGAAGCAAUUCAUAAUAUGAUGUUUGUAAACGGUUAAUUGCUUAAACAUGGAAAAGAAAAUACCUACCACUAGCUGAAGCUCUUAAGUUACCUUAUUCAUACACAUUUCACUUCUCGCCAUCUUUGCCUUCCAAAGUGCUUCGGUGCAGAGCACCUUCAGGGUGAAUGUGCACAACCACAGCACAUCUUAAAGAACUACUGUACCUGGUAACUGCUUUCUUCCCAUUUUAGAACCCUACUGUCCUUUUCCAAAGAAUGAGAUUAAGUUUCCCUGCUGCCUUAGAGAUAAGCAGUUAGGAAAUGCAAGCUGAUCUUCAAAAUUGUUGGAUUCUGUGCCCCUCCAUGCAGUUUUAACACAGAGGACAAACUCCACUGAACUAAAGGUGACAAACAAAACACCAAGUCUGCCCUGAGGAGUCUGCUCUGUCUGUUACCUUACCAAAAAAGGAUUUUACUGGCCCUCAUUGAAAAAGAGUUUUCACUGCUGUUUCCAAUUUAAAGGAAAGAAUCACUGAUCACUGUGGAGACCCUGGUGUGAAGGCUUUGCCAGUGGUAUUCAGUGAAUCAUAGUGGUUCCCUAGGGAGAAGAGUAUACUUAACAGGGCCUCUUCAAGUCCGCGCCUACAGUGCACACAAUGAGCUUGAGAAAUCUUAUGUUCUUUGAAAAGGAGUAGCUUCUUUAUCUGACCUAUCAAACAAAAAAAUUGAAUUGGCCUUAAAAAACCAAAAUUGAUGCAAUUGUUAAGAAUUUGGGGGCUGUUAAAAAUAUAUCUUUUAUUACCAGAAUUUUUAUCAUUUGUUUGGGGCAGGUGGAAGAGGUGCUGUUACCUUUAAAAGCAAUUUCAGCAUUGUAUUUGGCCUUUUGCCUACUGGUGUUCUGGGAUGUGCAACAGAAGGCAACCCCAGAACAUUAGUUUAAUUUGGUGUCCCUGCAAGAGUAUUUUAGAAAAUCUCAUUUCACCAUAGUUAUAGGAAUGGUAAAGUGUAGUCUCCUUCCCCCAGACUAAGAGGAGACAAGUUACUGUACUCAGUGUAGUUAUGUUCAAAAGUCAUAAAAUCUACUAAAAAAAAUGUUGCAGGGUUAUUGAUCUAAUCCCUAUGUCUUGAGUAAUAUCAUGUCAAAAGUCAGAAAGGGAUCUUUGAAAAGUUCCUCUACUGCCAAGUCCAAAUAUUUGACUGUUAUCACUCCUUCAUUCUACUAUAAAACUUGUUUUUUCUGAGAUUGGGGAAGAAAAAUGGCAAGAGAUUUUUCCCCACUGUUUCCAGCAGUUACUAUAUAGGAUUCACCUCAUGUUUUUCAAGUGGUUUUGCCUUAUUUAUAUGACCUUCUGGAAAGUUCAUGCUGUGUCAGAUAUAUUUAAUACAUCUAGGAAGUCUGUGCCAUUCUUCAAAGUGUGCAGAUGGACAGCUGUGAAUCUACUGGGAGGGCAAAUGAAGUUGUAGGCAUCCCAUUAGUGCCACUAGUUACAGUACUUAUGCUUUCAGUUGCAUGAUGCUUCCUCCAUUCAAACUGGGGUUGUCUUCCCUCCUGAAAGUGUGUUUUCGCCACCAUUUCUAAUUCCAGAAAUUUAUUGUGGAAUACAUUUUGUCUAUGAUAUCAGCUACGAAUUUUUUUUUCUUAUCCACAGACCUACAAAACUCAUGUCUCCAUAUGUCUACUGAAAAUCUCUCAUGAAAAAUAUCUAAGAAUAAAGAUUGGUGGCUCUUCCUGCCAAAUUGUGGCUCUGCAAUUUUCUUUGGUCUUUUGAAUGAUGGCUUGGCUGAGAGCAGGUGAAAUUGAUAAAAAAUGAAAGACAUUUUAAAAUGUGUAGUCAGCACAUUUUAACUGCUGCCACACGAUACUUCCCUGAGAUUUUAUUGCCAUCUCCUUUAUUUUGUUUCUCUUUGUUGUUUGUUCUGUUUGUUUGUUUCCAGUUCUUCAGAUUAGCACAAUAGAGCACUUAGCAUGGUAGUAUCCAAAUGAGAUCUUCAGAUCCUAAAAUAUAGUUGGAGAUUUCUGUAGCAAGUGUCCUUUGAGGGGGCAGAUAUCAAAUUGUGUCAUGCAAGGCAGCUUGUUGCAAGCUGGAUGUCUUCCAGAGACUCUUGUUGUGAGUCAGACUGUCUGCUGCUGCUAUCCCCCACAAGUGGAGUUUCUUACAAAUCCUUGAAAACAGUGGAGAACUCCCAAGCAUCUAGUCUACCUGCAAGAGGGUUUCAGCACUUCAAAAGACCAUAAAUUUUAGUUUCAAGAAAGGACCAGAACAUCAUUGCCAAGACAUUCCCCUGUCGUUGCACUACGUGCAUUGCACAAAUCUAAGAUUUGCCCCUGGUUGCACAGCAAAUCUUUGUUUUGUCUGCUUCCUGAAGAGGAUAGUAACUUCAGGAGAAAAAAGAAUUCCUUCCUGAAGAAUGUCAGGAAAUCUCUGGUUUGAUAUGACCCAGCUGGCUUCUUUCAUCAAGUGAUGUACAUGCACUGGCCAUGAUACAUUAUUAUAAUGCCUCAUGCUGAUUUCUGUAUGUGAUGAAUGAAUAUCUGUAAAUAACUAGUGAGAAAUGUCUGAGUGUUGGCAGACUAGAAAAGGAGGUCACCUUUGCUUUCGGCAACAUGCAUAACCCCUACAUGUAAUUAUUUCUUGCAUUGAUCUCUGUGGACAGCAAUGAGGUAUCAUCUUGCCUAGCCAACUAAGUGGAAUGAGAGACAAAGAAUAUCACCCUGCACAAAGACCACUACCCCCCUGAAAGGGGGAGAAAUAAAUCUUUGUCCUCAGAAGAUA